This is a messenger RNA of Exaiptasia diaphana, 1023 nucleotides long. Its product is annotated as palmitoyltransferase ZDHHC20-like. The record is from RefSeq and is a predicted model, not a curated record. Bases 7 to 963 code for a protein of 318 amino acids. The transcript has a single exon. Gene Ontology annotation, molecular function: palmitoyltransferase activity. Lineage: Eukaryota; Metazoa; Cnidaria; Anthozoa; Actiniaria; Aiptasiidae.
UCAAACAUGGCGGUCGUGUUGUUUAUCAUUCUCGGUGUUGGCCUCAUUCAAGGCGCUUUUAUUCUCAGUACAAUGCAGUCUAUGUUCCCUAAAGGCCACAGAAAGAACUUUAUACAAAAAUGCAUCGGCAAAUUCCAAGUUUUGCCAUUAAUUUYGAUGCAAGUCGUGGAAAUUUGGCUUUUUGUGAUGGUAUUUUUGCCAGCUGAUGUCCCUUCGCCACUUAGCUCUGCACAAGGAUGGACUUUGAUAAUAAUCGCAUUUUAUUUAUGGAUCAACAUGGUGUUUAACUACUUAGCGGCAAUGAUAAAGUCCCCAGGAUACCCACCAACUCGUAAAGAAAUCGAAGAAGACUACGAUCMAGAAGCUUUGCAAGAGGAAUUUUGCUCGAAAUGCAGUCGUCUUAGAAACCAAGGAACUCAUCACUGUAGCACGUGCGAUACUUGCGUGACGCUCAUGUCACACCACUGUCCCUUUACAAAUAAUUGCAUMGGACAGAACAACUAYAUWUAUUUUUAUCUAUUCUUGGUUUAUUGCACUGUUGGUUUGAUAUUUUCUGCGUAUUGUACUUACAGUGCUUUUGAUGCAUGCAUGAUGUCSAACAGUGAAGCUAGAAUGCUAAAAUACMCAAAUKUAUACACAGCUAAAUCAUGUGCAGACUUAGGAGACUACCCAGUGCUGUUCAUAGUUGCUGUCCUCUUGCUUAUAUUCAUGGUGCUAGUCCUAUUUCACCAUACAUUGUUAUUGCUAGCAGACCUUUCAAUGAUUGACUUUCUUAGGAUAUUCCAAAGGGAGCCCACAAGCAGUGCACUCAAAGUCUUAUGGCAUAGAGUAAUAUUUAGAAAAAAGUACUUAUUAAGAGUUCUUUUAUUGAACCAGAAAAAAAGUAUUUGGAGGUUCCUAGURCCAUCUAUAAGUUUUGAUAGAAACCUGCAAGAAGAGUGGGACAAAGAGCUCCCUGUUUAGKUUUAGAAAUGUGCUUUAUAUAUUCUGUAUAUUUACAUGUAAUGACAUUAAAGCUAGAAU